Amphiprion ocellaris (clown anemonefish) is the source of this 1159-nucleotide messenger RNA. RefSeq names its product phosducin a (gene pdca). The coding region runs from base 172 to 879 and encodes 235 amino acids. The record is from RefSeq and is a predicted model, not a curated record. Gene Ontology annotation, biological process: regulation of G protein-coupled receptor signaling pathway. NCBI's taxonomy places the organism in Eukaryota, Metazoa, Chordata, Actinopteri, Pomacentridae. The transcript is spliced from 6 exons.
UCUCUCUCCGUCCACCCCUUUCUAAACUUGUCUUCCCCUCUCUGCUGGCAAUUCUCUAUGUGGACACACAGCUCAGUGAUUGUCCAGACCGACAGAAGACAUAAAUAAAACAGACGACCGAUUGGCCUUCAAACACCCACUAUCACUAAAGACACAAAGGCGGCUGGUGAGAUGUCUGCUUCAACCCAGGAAGAAGAGGAGCUGCCUGCCAAUCACACAGGUCCAAAAGGUGUAAUUAAUGACUGGCGAAGGUUUAAGUUGGACAGCGUGGAUCAGACUGUCCCUCAGAAUAAGAGAGAGCUGCUCAGACAAAUGUCCAGUCCUCGAGAGGACGACAGAGAGAGACUCAACAGAAAGAUGAGUGCUCAGGAGUAUGAACUGAUCCAGGAAGAAGAUGAACGUUGCCUCAAACGCUAUAGAAAACAGUGUAUGCAGGAAAUGCAUGAGCGCCUGAGCUUUGGUCCCAAAUUUGAAUCGGUCUAUGAGCUGGACAGUGGAGAAGCUUUCCUGGAAGUGAUAGAGAAGGAGCAUCGGCUGACCCUAGUGGUGGUCCACAUCUACCAGCAUGGUGUCAAAGGCUGUGAGCAGCUGAACUCAUGUCUGGACUGCCUGGCUCUGGAGUACACCAAUGUCAAAUUCUGUCGUAUUGAUGCUGUGGCGACGGGUGCUGCAGAGCGCUUUUCUGCUGAGGUUCUUCCUGCCCUGCUGGUGUACAAGGCCGGGGAGUUACUGGGAAAUUUCCUGUCUGUUACCAAACACUUCAACGAGGAUUUCUUUGCAACGGAUGUGGAAGGGUUUCUCAAUGAAUACGGCCUCUUACCUGAGAAGGAGUUCACAGCGUGUGCUGACGAUGAGGACGAGGGAGGGGAUGUGGAAUAGGUGGAGAAGGGGGACCAAAGGGGUAACUGGAGGGGGUAAGAGCAGGGGAACGGUAAAUUAUACAGUGAAGGCUAACAGGAGAGCUGAAUCUGGGGGAGAAAUGGACACACACACAGGUAAAGAAGCAUAUAUACACAAUAGUAAACAUCCAGCAGCACACACUGAUGCUGAUCGUAUUUAGAAGCAGUUAGGUGUAAACCACAGGGUGGGAAGAAGUCUGUGCCAGAAUACUGCUUGGCGGUUAAAUCAUAGCUCUCCAAUAAAAGCGUCUUUAUCACAA